CCAAAAACAUCCCAUACUCUAAUAUAGCAAAUAGCAAUAAUAGUAUUCUCAAACAUAAUUUCUCUUUCCUUUCUUAGCUUGCAACUGUCAUCAACUGGACACUGUCCUAAAGAUGUCAACAACUUGUGUAGACAACAAGAACUUCAACUUAUCUAUAAGAAUGGAAGAAAUAGCAGCAACACAAAAAUUGAGUAAACCACCAAUACCACUUCUGUCUAAGACAAGUAUAGUGAAAGAGGGAUUAGUGUCAGUUCUUGGAUCAGAUUCUCAAAGAGGAAAAUCAAGUGCAGCCUCCAUUAGAAGAACAUUUUCUGCUGAUAUGUCAUCUAAGCAAUGGCUUGCACAAAAUGGUUUCUUUUCUCCCAUCAAAAAGAGUGCUUCAUCAAAAGAUCUUCUUGAUCAUUCCUCCUCCUCAGAGGAAGAAGAUGAUGAGAUCAAAGGGCAAAAAACAUCAUUGGAUGUUUGGAGCUCAAUUUUGUCCCAAAAGAAAGAUGAUGAUGACAUGUCCAAUCUUCAAACUCCAUAUAUUCACCCUCUUGUUAAAAGAUCAACUAGUUCUUUGAGUAUUAAAAGUCUUGAAAUUUGUACUGAAAACCUUGGAUCAGAGACUGGUUCUGAUGGCUUUUCCUCCUACUCUCCUUCUGAGAAUGGAGAUGUAGAAGAGGACAAAGACGAACAACAACAACAACAAUAUUGUCCGCAAUCCUUUGAGGAAUUGGGAGUUGUAAAGUAUAAUUAUAGUAAGAGAUCAUCAUCUUUUCCUAAAUCUUUUCCUCCCCCAAUCCCUUCCUUGGCUAGAGGUGACAACAAGCCUUCUCUCCAUAUGCAAUCUCGACGCCAAGCUGGUAGAUUGAUUCUUGAAGCUAUUUCUAUUCCUCCUCGAAAUCUUUUCCAUGCCCACCGCCAUGAUGGUCGCCUUCUUCUGAACUUCGUUGAUAAUAUUACUUCCACUUCAUCAUCAGAAUCAGAGAUGGAGGUUUAUGGUGAAGAAUUUGAUGAAGUGUUGGAUGAUAUUGAUGAUCAAACACAUCAAUUUGACUAUAAAAGUAAUGAUUGCCCAGAAGAAGAAGAAGAAGGAGAAGAAGAACAGAUAGAACAUGGAAACAUUAUGAUGGAGCCGAAGCUAAGAUUGUCAAGUGGGGUGAUAAAUAUGAAGACAUCAGCCCUGAUGAUGAAGCUGUUAGAUUCUCUGAUCGAAAUAAGGGGAAAAUCAAUUCAAUUCUCAAUGGGAAAAGAAUUUCGCGAAUUCUUUCCCGAAUUGGAUGAUCAUUUGGGGCUUGGAAACGAGAAUUUUGUAACAUGGCCUAACAAGUUUAAUGAAAUUGUCAACUUGACGGGUUCUGUGGGUUCAACUGGACUGACCGAGGAGAAAAGUCAGAUAACCUCAGUUCCUCAGUCACUCCCAACUCAACUAACAUCAGCGGCCACGACCUCUUUCAAUGCCUAUGAGUAUUUUUGGAGAAAGAAGCCUACAGUUACAAGCAUUGUCAACAGUCCCACAAUUGCAGAAGAAUGCAACAACUACACCACUAAGCAAGUUGUUCUUGAAGCCAAUAGUACUGCUCCCAGUGCCAAGAGUGCAACAAAAGUAGCAGCAUAUAAGCAGCAAGAAUUGGUGUUAAUGAAAGGGAGCAAAGCAAAUAUGAACUAUUUGGUACCUUUUCAUAGAGGGUGCAAAGAGCCAAGGAGGUCUUUACUAAUUUGGAAGCCUUACUACAUUGCCACCUCCUGAUGAUGAUCAUCAUAAAGAACAAUUCUUUAAUUUCCAGCUCAAAUUGGCAUUUUUCUUGAAGAGACUAAACGUACUAAACUCUGUAAAAGGAAAUAAGAUGUGAUCUUAUAUUUUUUUGAUAGUAUAUGUAAUUUCUUUAACCAUUUCGUGGGCUACAACUUUGCGAUUUUGUGCAGAUAUACCUCCGUUAAAAAUGUGGUGUAUAUAUAUCGUUGCCGUUACAAAAUGAUGCAAUUAUAUCCCUCCUCCUUUACACAACUAGUGCAAAUAUACCCUUUCCACUAACAGGAUUUAAGGAAAAAAAAUCAUUUAGCUUAUUUUUUAAUUAAAAAUAAAUGUCCUGUGGCUUAAAAAAAAAGGUCUACUCAUUUUUUUUUUAGUAGACAUAUUUUUCUAACGCCACAUGAUAAUUGUUUUUCUAGUGGAUCGGGUCUAGUUCGUUUAAAAAACAUAUCUAUGUGGCUUUUAAAAACAAAGUUUAUUUUGCUCCAUUUUGUAACGGCAGGGGUAUAUUUACACCACUUUUACAACUGAGAUAUAUUUGCUCUAAAUUGCAAAGUUGAGGGGU
Molecule: messenger RNA, 2300 nt
Organism: Lycium barbarum (goji berry)
Lineage: Eukaryota; Viridiplantae; Streptophyta; Magnoliopsida; Solanales; Solanaceae
Product: protein FAF-like, chloroplastic
Exons: 1
Coding region: 113-1732 (539 amino acids)
Source: RefSeq, a predicted model, not a curated record